UGAGAAAGGUUUUGUAGUCUUUUUUUUUUUUUUUUUUUUUUUUUUUUUUAUUCUUCGUCUGCUGAUGUGCCAGCCAGCAUGUCGCGGAGGAAACAAGCGAAGCCGCAACACUUCCAAUCUGACCCUCAUCUGCCUUUACCGGAACACAAUGGGGACACAGAACUUUGCUCUGCGGACCCCCCCUGCAAAGAAUCAGAUGCCCAUGUCUGCAGCAGAUGUUGUGCUGAGUUCUUUGAACUAUCAGAUUUUGAGGAACACCAGAAAAAUUGCACUAAGAAUCAGUUAGUUCUGAUAGUGAAUGAAACCCCCGUCUCCCCCGCUGGAACUUUCUCACCUGGGUCUCCACCCAAUAAUGCUGAUGACCUGAUGAAUGACACAGCUAAUAACACUGAUCAAACAGAGUACAGUGACCUUUUGGAGCCUAACGCUCUUGAAAAAGACGAAUCCAUGGAUGUGGAUGUUUCUGGAAUCAGCAGCGGUCAUGAAGAGGAAGGCAGUCUCACAGAGACUGGGAGCCCCGUCCACACAGUCGGCAGCCAUGGGGGCAGGAUCACCUCUGGCCCUGCAGUCGGUACUUCAGCAGUCUCUGCCCCUCUACCUCAGCUCAGUAACUUGACUGAACUGGGGAACGUUUCCAUGAUUAAUAGCAAUGUCAUCAUUGAAAAUCUGCAGAGCACCAAAGUGGCAGUGGCUCAGUUCUCACAAGAGGCCCGAUCUACUGGUGGGCCCAGGGUGGCUGUGCCAGCCCUGAUGGAACAGCUCCUAGCCCUACAACAGCAGCAGAUCCACCAGCUGCAGCUUAUCGAACAGAUACGUCACCAGAUAUUGCUGCUUGCUUCCCAGUCGCCAGAAAUGCAGGUGCCCCCGGCGUCUGCUCCAGGCACGAUGGGGCCUGCUGCCAGCCCACUGACCACUCUCAGUUCCCACCUCUCACAACAGCUGGCUGCAGCCGCAGGCCUAGCGCAGAAUCUGGCCAGUCAGUCAGCCAGUAUUAGUAGCCUAAAGCAGCUAGCUGCAGCAGCACAGCUACCUCAGUCCAUUCCAGGCAACAGUGAGACAUCUCAGAGUGUCAGCACGCUGGGGCCAUCAACAGUCAAUACCCAGUCCUCUGACAAGCGGCCGAGUCAUAUUAGCAGCCUCCACUCUCAGCUCAGUAGCUCCUCACUAGCUAAGUCAUCCACGCCGGCAUUUGGAAUCGGUAGUUUGUUAAGCUCUGCAGUGAAUCCCCUUCUACCUCAGCCGCCACCUGGAAACCCCAUGUUUUCCAGCACAUUACCCAGUGUUGGCACCACCGUAGAGGACCUCAACUCUUUAGCAGCUCUUGCGCAGCAGAGGAAAAGCAAGCCACAAAAUGUCACCCCAUUUGAACACAAGAGCAGCUCCGAUGAGGCUUUCUUCAAGCAUAAGUGCAGGUUUUGUGGCAAGGUGUUUGGGAGUGACAGUGCCUUGCAGAUCCACCUGCGCUCCCACACUGGCGAGAGACCAUACAAGUGUAAUAUCUGUGGGAACCGCUUCUCUACCCGUGGUAACCUGAAGGUGCAUUUUCAGCGUCAUAAAGAAAAAUACCCACACAUCCAAAUGAAUCCUUACCCUGUUCCUGAGCAUUUAGACAACAUACCAACAAGUACCGGCAUUCCAUAUGGCAUGUCUAUGCCCCCUGAAAAGCCUGUCACGAGCUGGCUGGACAGCAAACCAGUUCUGCCCACUCUAACAUCCUCAGUAGGCAUGUUGCUGCCACCAACCAUGCCAACCCUGCCACAUUUCAUCAAAAAGGAAGAUCAUUCAAUAGCCAUAAGCAGCCCUUCUGUUACUGCAAAGAAUGACUCAGGUGCUGCUGAGCCUUCAGCUAAAAGUAAUGAUGGAGUGUCUGAAGAGGGUGAAGGUGCAACUCUGCCUACCUCAAAUGGCAAAACUGAAGAAAGCAGACACUCCUCAGGCUUUAUGACAAAUGUGAGCUCUGCUUCCGAAAGUACUGCCGAGUACACAACAUCUCUCAGCCCGCCCAUGAUGACCAAUCCACUCAUGCCUCUCAUGUCUGACCAAUUCAAGGCUAAAUUCCCCUUUGGAGGUAUUCUAGAUCCUCUUCAGGGGUCAGAGACCUCCAAACUUCAGCAACUUGUGGAGAACAUUGACAGGAAGGUGAGAGACCCAAAUGAAUGUGUCAUGUGCCAUCGGGUGCUGAGCUGUCAGAGUGCUCUCAAAAUGCACUAUCGUACUCACACUGGAGAAAGGCCCUUUAAGUGUAAAAUUUGUGGCAGAGCAUUUACCACAAAGGGUAACCUAAAGACCCAUUACAGUGUCCACAGGGCCAUGCCUCCUCUUCGAGUCCAGCACUCCUGCCCUAUCUGUCAGAAGAAGUUCACCAAUGCCGUGGUUCUACAACAGCAUAUCCGCAUGCACAUGGGUGGGCACAUCCCCAACAAUCCACUGCCAGAGAAUUACCCAGAGUCCAUGGCUUCUGAUACGGGUUCUUUUGAGGAGAGAAACUUUGAUGACCUGGACAACUUCUCAGAUGAGAACAUUGAGGAAAUGGAGGAAGGCCCUGACAGCAGCGUACCAGACACACCGAGGUCAGCUGAUGCCUCUCAUGAUAGUCUUUGCAACUCUCCAAAUCCCCUUGAUGUGGCUACCCAGGAUGGGCAAGAAAAAUCCAUAGGGGAAAAUGUUCACAAUAAUGAGACAGAAGACCUACAUGUCACCCAAAUGAAGGCUGCAGCAAAUGGCUUAGUGGAGGGCGACUGCCUCACCAAUGACUCUUCAUCUCUGGGAGGCGAUGUUGAAAGCCAAAGUACGGGGAGUCCAGCUGUGUCAGAAUCUACCUCCUCCAUGCAGGCACCAUCCCCCAGUAGUACACAGCCACAACCACAUAAAUCCCCCAACCCUGAAGAAAGGCACCAGAGGGCUUUUCCCUUGGAUCACACUGGUGCAAGCCUCCUGCACCCCUCCAGCAUUGGAGCUCUUGACCUGACAUCUGUCAGUUCCUCAAAAGACCCCUUAGGUAUGAUAUUUCCCUUCCGUGAGCGUAACAUCAUCAAGAACACAUCAUGUGACAUAUGUGGGAAGACCUUUGCUUGUCAGAGUGCCUUGGACAUUCAUUACCGAAGCCAUACCAAAGAGCGACCAUUUAUUUGCACGGCCUGUAAUCGGGGUUUCUCCACCAAGGGUAACCUCAAGCAGCACAUGCUUACUCAUCAAAUGAGAGACCUCCCCUCCACACUUGAGCCAUCAAAUGCCAGCCUGUCCUCCAGCCCCACCCCUUCCCUCCUCUCUGUAGGCUCUCUCAACAAACCUGAAGUCAACGGCUUCCUCCAUGGCCUCCAACCAGAAAACAAGGACAUGCCCCCUGGCUUGGUCACAUCAUCUGCCUCAACCUCCCCGGUGCUUUCCGCAGCCCCACCACGCAGGACACCCAAACAGCAUUUCUGCAACACCUGUGGAAAGUGUUUCUCUUCCUCCAGCGCGCUGCAAAUCCACGAGAGAACCCACACCGGAGAGAAGCCCUUUGCCUGCAGCAUCUGUGGCCGGGCCUUUACCACCAAAGGAAACCUCAAGGUUCACAUGGGCACGCACAUGUGGAACAGUGCUCCCGCCAGACGUGGCCGCAGGCUCUCAGUUGACGGGCCAAUGGCCUUCCUGGGCACCAACCCUGUCAAGUUUCCAGAGAUCUUCCAGAAGGAUAUGUCUUCAAGGGCGAGCAACGGGGACCCGACUAGUUUCUGGAACCAGUACGCCGUGGCCUUCUCCAAUGGCCUCGCGAUGAAGACAAAUGAAAUCUCCGUCAUCCAAAACGGAGGCAUUCCGCCCAUGUCGGGCAGCGUGGGGAACGGGGGCAGCUCGCCUAUCGGGGGACUCACCGGCAGCCUGGACAAGCUGCACAGCGCUGAGCCCAAUGCUGCCCUCGCUGGCCUGGAAAAAAUGGCCAACACCGAAAACAGGGCCCACUUCCGCUUCACACGGUUCAUGGAGGACAAUAAAGAAAUUGUCACCAAUUAGGAGUGGCACGGACACACAGACACACAUAAAGGGAUACUGUAAACACGUAGAAGGCAAGGAAAAGAACAAGACAGAGACACAAACACACAAAGAAAAAACAACAAAAAAAAUCAAACGAACCUCUCGCCGCUGAAUCUUUACGAACACAAGUGUGAAGACGAGACGCUUUUUUGUACAAUGUACAUGUUAUAGUUUUACCGAGCUUAUUUAUUAGUGAUUAUAACCUUGCUUGAAACCAAGUGGAAGCAUUAACACUUAGGCUUUUGUUUGUUUUGAAGCCACACGUAUGGGUACGUAUGGGUGCUCAAAAAUGUGCUUUUAAAACUUAGGAUAUCUGGGUAGAUUACCUUACCUUGGCAUUAAGUUAUUAUUAUUAUUUUUGUCUGUCAUAGUUAUAAGCGAACUGUCAAUGUUCAUGUGAUGCAUUAGUAAUAAACAAACAAGACUCGUUGUAAAUAAUGUACACUGAUCUUCUGUAGAUGGUCUAACAGCUGUGCGUUCAUGGCGCCCUUCUUGUCGAAACAUUCAAACAACGGAGUAAAUGAUGUUUUUUUUUCGUCCUUAUAUUUGUUUGCUGUAUACUUUUAUUUAAAGAAAAAAAAUGAAGUUUGCCGUACUGCAACAUUUUCUUUAGUGUUAACUUUUUUUUUUUUUUUUUUGGUUAUGUGUAUUGUACUUUCUACUUUGUUUACUUUCCUCAAUUGUUUUUCUUUCUUCUGUUGUGCUGGUAUUUUGGUGUAGAAGAUACAAGAUGUUUGAUGAGAUUGGAACCUUUUGGGCCAGUCUUCUUCCUGGGAUUUUAUAACUUAAAGGACGGCCAUUCACAUAAGACAGAUUUUUUUCUUUAGAUUUCCACGUUGCUGCUCACUGACGUCACCACGUGCAAAGUGUUGAAGCUUCUGUAAAUACAUGUGGAAACUCCCUUGAGACAAAACUGUAUAUAUACUGUAGCUCACACGCGAAAAGCCCAUCAUGGCCAGGGGCAAAAACAAAAGUGUUUUUAUAAAUAAAAAUAUAUGUUGGGUUCGACAACCUUCGGACUGUUACAUGCACUUUCUUGGAAAGUUGGAAGAUCUUUAUGGGUCCAGUUUCUCUACACUUUAAUACCUACUAACAACUAAGAUACUGUAAUUCUUUACUCUAAUAAUCAAAUACAUCAGUUUUGCAAAAGAAUCAUUGUGUGUUUGUGUGGUUUUAUUCCUUUAUUUUAGUUAUUAUACCACUGAGGCGAUAGUUGAUGAAGCACUAAAAGUGCUUUGAAAUAAGUGUAGCAGUAAAAAGUAGAACUUUC
Messenger RNA from Thalassophryne amazonica, 5284 nucleotides. RefSeq names its product spalt-like transcription factor 1a (gene sall1a). Gene Ontology annotation, cellular component: nucleus. Gene Ontology annotation, biological process: regulation of transcription by RNA polymerase II. The record is from RefSeq and is a predicted model, not a curated record. Gene Ontology annotation, molecular function: DNA-binding transcription factor activity, RNA polymerase II-specific; RNA polymerase II cis-regulatory region sequence-specific DNA binding. Lineage: Eukaryota; Metazoa; Chordata; Actinopteri; Batrachoidiformes; Batrachoididae.